Messenger RNA from Vicia villosa (hairy vetch), 1798 nucleotides. RefSeq names its product protein STRICTOSIDINE SYNTHASE-LIKE 4-like. The coding region runs from base 154 to 1233 and encodes 359 amino acids. Lineage: Eukaryota; Viridiplantae; Streptophyta; Magnoliopsida; Fabales; Fabaceae. Gene Ontology annotation, molecular function: strictosidine synthase activity. Gene Ontology annotation, biological process: biosynthetic process. The transcript is spliced from 6 exons. The record is from RefSeq and is a predicted model, not a curated record.
AUAUUCGAUGCAAGCAGCUGCAAUUGAAUUUGCUUACUCCCACGUUGAGCCAACCAAUGUCUUGAAAUAGCGGAGCUCAACACAAAAAUUGCUACUUGGUGUUGGAAACUACUCCUUCAACUGCAAGAACAUUAUUCCAACUCCAAGUACAUCAUGGCUUCCAAUCUUAUUAAAACCUUAACCUUUGUCAUGGCAACUUUAGUUGCUUUCACACUUCAACUCUGCUACUUGUCACCCAUAGAUCCAGUUGUACUGCACAUACCACCUGCUGCAUCUUCAUUUUCUUCAGCCAAAAACAACCAAUUACAGAAUGUGAUUAAACUUGGAGAAGGAAUUAUGAAGAGACCAGAAGAUGUUUGUGUGGAUAAAGGUGUUUUGUAUACAGCUACAGAAGAUGGUUGGAUUAAGAGAAUGGUUAGGAAUGGAAAUUGGGAGAAUUGGAAGCAUAUAGAUAGCUCUACUUUGCUUGGAAUCACAACAUUAAAAGAUGGUGGUCUCAUUGUCUGUGAUGCUACCAUGGGUUUGCUGAAGGUUACAGAAGAAGAUGGUUUCAGUGUUAUCCUUUCACAAGUUAAUGGUUCUCAAUUAUUGUUUACAGAUGAUGUAAUAGAAGCAUCAGAUGGAAAUAUAUAUUUUAGUAUUCCAAGUACCAAAUUUGGUAUGCACAAUUGGUUUCUCGAUGUGCUUGAGGCGAGACCUCAUGGACAAGUUCUAAAAUACAAUCCUAUCUCAAAUGAGACAACUAUUGUCUUUGACGAUUUGGCCUUUCCCAAUGGUGUCGCACUAUCUAAAGACGAAGAUUAUCUUCUAGUUUGUGAAACUUGGAAAUUUAGGUGUAUAAGACAUUGGUUAAAAGGAAAUAAUAAAGGAAAAACAGAUAUCUACAUUGAGAAUCUCCCUGGAGGACCUGAUAACAUUAAUCUUGCUCCUGAUGGCUCAUUUUGGAUCGCUCUACUUCAGAUGACUUCUGAAAGGACAAGUUUUAUGCACACCUCUAAGGUAUUCAAGCACUUGUUAGCUUCAUUUCCAAGGCUAAUUAACUUGUUUAAUAGUGCAAUUAAGUCUGCAAUGGUGGUAAAAGUGGACACUGAAGGCAAUAUUAUAAAAAGGUUUGGUGAUAAUGAUGGGAAGAUUAUUACUGGUGUAACUUCUGUUGUUGAGUUUGAAGACCAUCUUUAUUUAGGUAAUAUAAAUACUGACUUUGUUGGAAAAUUUCAAUUGCCAAGUGCAUAGAUGGAACUAGUGAAGUAAUUUAUGCAUUUAUUGAAUAAGGGGUGAAUAAUAUGCUUGCAUGAGAAAACAUCUUAUAAGUUUUGGUAUGCAUGAGUUAGACGAAUCACACAUAUAUAUUAUGUCAAUUUAGUAGUGAAAAAUUAUGGGUGUGCUUUUGCGUGUGUAGAUAUUUGUUUUUUUGUUAUUUCGAUGCUUUCCGAAUAUGUCUCGUAUUUAAAAGAAGAGUUUGACAAAGAAAAAGAAGAAGGAUUAAUGAGCUCUCUCACAGGGGCGGAUCCAGAUAUUACAUAUUAGUGUGGCUAAAUCGAAAAGAAAGUAUGAACUAAAUUAUAUUGAAAAUAAAAAAUAAUAUUGUUUAAUGAAAUACAUUUACAAUGAAAACCGUCUAGUAUUCAUUUCUUGAAAAUGAGCUAAAAUAACAUCAUUGUUAAUUGUUCCAAGUACAUCUCUUUCUGUAAAAAGGUGCAAGACGUUCAUUUAACCACUAAUCACUCGUUUUGUUACAUAGAUAACUCUUCACAAACUUCAUAGCUGAAAAUACACGUUUCACGCUUGCAGUGGCCAC